Mastomys coucha (southern multimammate mouse) is the source of this 1439-nucleotide messenger RNA. It is a transcript of the gene Sar1b, whose product is annotated as secretion associated Ras related GTPase 1B. The coding region runs from base 360 to 956 and encodes 198 amino acids. The record is from RefSeq and is a predicted model, not a curated record. The transcript is spliced from 8 exons. Gene Ontology annotation, molecular function: GTPase activity; GTP binding. NCBI's taxonomy places the organism in Eukaryota, Metazoa, Chordata, Mammalia, Rodentia, Muridae. Gene Ontology annotation, cellular component: endoplasmic reticulum exit site; COPII vesicle coat. Gene Ontology annotation, biological process: intracellular protein transport; membrane organization; vesicle organization.
UUAAAAAAAAAAAAAAGAUCUCAUAAGCUUCUUGGAGUUGGCCUAAAGUGGUGCGGAGCACAGGGAUUGGUGGCGACACAGCAAGGAGGCGGAACUGAGGGAGAGCGGGGCCUGGGAACUGCGGACUGUCACUAGCGAAGCACCCGCCGACCCGGAAGGAGCUAGGACGAGCUGGGGCCUUGGCAGCCAUAGCGCUUUGCACAGGCGGCUUGGAGCGUGUAGGACGGGCACGGAGCAGGGUUGCGUUCUCUGGAGUCGCAGGUAGUUGCAGUGAAAAAAGAAGGUGCCAUCUGUACAACACCACGGUCUGCUAAGGAAGACACUCCUAUCAAUUAUUACAGACCCUGUAAGAUCUGGAUAUGUCCUUCAUAUUUGACUGGAUUUACAGUGGUUUCAGCAGUGUGCUGCAGUUUCUAGGACUGUAUAAAAAAACUGGUAAACUAGUAUUCCUUGGAUUGGAUAAUGCAGGGAAAACAACGUUGCUACACAUGCUGAAAGAUGACAGGCUUGGCCAGCACGUCCCAACACUACAUCCCACUUCAGAAGAGCUUACUAUUGCUGGCAUGACGUUUACAACUUUUGAUCUGGGUGGGCACGUGCAAGCCCGAAGAGUAUGGAAAAACUACCUUCCUGCUAUCAAUGGCAUUGUAUUUCUUGUGGAUUGUGCAGACCAUGAAAGGCUGUUAGAAUCAAAAGAAGAACUUGAUUCACUAAUGACAGAUGAAACCAUUGCCAAUGUGCCUAUCCUAAUUCUUGGAAACAAGAUCGACAGACCGGAAGCCAUCAGUGAAGAGAGGUUACGAGAGAUGUUUGGUUUAUAUGGUCAGACAACAGGAAAGGGCAGUGUGUCACUGAAGGAGCUGAACGCCCGGCCCCUGGAAGUGUUCAUGUGCAGUGUGCUAAAAAGGCAGGGCUAUGGAGAAGGCUUCCGCUGGAUGGCGCAGUACAUCGAUUAGCAGUGGCUGGCCCACACACUUCCAGCCCUCAGAGAUCCAUCCCCCAACAUGCAUAACUUGAAUUCAAUAGACUUUGUUGGUUUCAGAAUAGGUGUUUUUAGAUUAUUAAUAUAUCUACCUGAGUGGGAAUUGCAAACUGAUUCAAGUUUGAAUAUCACAAUGUUAGCUUUCUAAUUCCACACAGAUAGUUUUUACAGUUUCUAACCCCACAUCAACCCAUCACCGUUUGUAAAGAUCAGCUUCCCAUCGGUACAUUUGAAGCACUUUUUAACGAUGUGAAACUACAAAUAUAAACCAUAUUUAAAAGCUCAUCAUGUGAAACUUUUAUGUACUUUUUGGAAAUAGUUUUUCAAUUUUAGAUUGUCUGCCUAUCUUGUGUACAGUUAAAAUCUGCUUAUCUGUGAUUGCAUGAUGACUUACGGUUUUCAAGACUACUUUUUCUUAUUCAAACGUCAUGCAAUAAAACAAAACUCCAGCGUUUGG